This is a messenger RNA of Fonsecaea monophora, 684 nucleotides long. RefSeq lists its product as hypothetical. The transcript is spliced from 2 exons. The record is from RefSeq and is a predicted model, not a curated record. Gene Ontology annotation, biological process: cell redox homeostasis; cellular response to oxidative stress; cellular oxidant detoxification. The coding region runs from base 1 to 684 and encodes 227 amino acids. Lineage: Eukaryota; Fungi; Ascomycota; Eurotiomycetes; Chaetothyriales; Herpotrichiellaceae. Gene Ontology annotation, molecular function: peroxiredoxin activity. Gene Ontology annotation, cellular component: cytosol; mitochondrion.
AUGGCCGACCGCCCUGAACCUCUCCGCUUGGGCUCAAUUGCCCCCAAUUUCCAAGCCCAAACCACCAAAGGACCCAUUGACUUCCACGAGUUCAUCGGCGACAACUGGGUCGUUCUCUUCUCGCAUCCGGAAGAUUUCACUCCCGUCUGCACGACCGAGUUGGGUGCCUUUGCAAAGCUGGAACCCGAGUUCAACAGAAGAGGCGUCAAAUUGAUUGGGCUUUCGGCCAACACCAUUGACAGUCACGGAGAAUGGAUCAAGGACAUCAAUGAGAUCAGCGGCAGCAAUUUGAGCUUCCCCAUUAUUGGAGACAAGAACAGACAGAUCGCGCUUCUCUAUGACAUGAUUGAUCAUCAGGAUGCCACCAAUGUGGAUGAAAAGGGCAUUGCCUUCACCAUCAGAUCCGUCUUCGUCAUUGACCCCAAGAAGGUCAUCCGCACCAUCCUGUCCUACCCUGCCUCGACCGGCCGCAAUACUGCCGAAGUUCUGCGGAUUGUCGACUCCCUGCAGACCGGUGACAAGCACAAGGUCACCACCCCAAUCAACUGGGUGCCAGGUGACGACGUGAUUGUCCAUCCCAGCGUCAAGACCGAGCAGGCGAAGGAGAUCUUCCCCGAGAUGAAAAUCAUCAAGCCUUACCUGCGAACCACACCUCUUCCCAAGGAGAAGACUAGUGCUGCUUAG